This is a messenger RNA of Tauraco erythrolophus (red-crested turaco), 1099 nucleotides long. RefSeq names its product nitric oxide associated 1 (gene NOA1). NCBI's taxonomy places the organism in Eukaryota, Metazoa, Chordata, Aves, Musophagiformes, Musophagidae. Gene Ontology annotation, molecular function: GTP binding. The record is from RefSeq and is a predicted model, not a curated record.
UCAACGCUCUUCAACACCCUGCUGCGCUCUGACUACUGCAAGUCCCGUGCCCCCGAUGCCAUCGACAGGGCCACCGUCUCCCCCUGGCCAGGAACAACACUGAACCUGUUGAAAUUUCCAAUUAUUAAUCCUACAUGUGACAGGAUAUUCCGAAGAGAGGAGAGGCUGAAAGAGGAGGCGACAAAAACAGAAAAUGAGCUAAGCAGUGAAGAAAAAAAGUACCUUAAUCACCUUAAAAAGCAAGGGUACUUAGUGGGAAGAAUUGGAAGAACAUUUAAACGGCAGAAGGCUAGCACUGUGGUUGACUUUGACCCUGACAUGCUCUCGUACAGCAUAGAUGAAGAUCCCAGACCUUCCCCUAGGAAGCAUGAGAAAAGGGAAGAGUUCACACACAACGAAGUGAAGGAUGCUCGCUGGUGUUUUGACACUCCAGGGAUUGUAAAGGAAAACUGUGUUUUAAAUCUCCUGACAGAGAAAGAAGUAAAACUGGUUUUGCCAACACAUGCCAUCAUUCCACGGACCUUCAUUCUCAAGCCAGGAAUGGUCUUGUUUUUAGCAGCCUUGGGACGUGUAGACUACUUACAGGGAGAAAAACCUGCCUGGUUUUCUGUUGUGGCUUCUAACCUGUUGCCAGUCCGCAUUGCUACCCUGAGUAAUGCAGAUGCCCUCUACAAGCAGCAUGCUGGCCAAGAAUUACUAAAGGUUCCCAUGGGCGGGGAAGAGCGAAUGAAGGAGUUCCCUCCACUUGUCUCUCAGGACAUUGCACUGAAAGGAAUUGGUACCACUGAGGCAGUUGCAGAUAUCAAGCUUUCCUCUGCAGGCUGGGUGGCAGUGACAGCUCACGCAGAAGAGAAAUUGCUGCUCCGAGCCUAUACUCCCCAGGGCACCGCAUUGGUGGUGCGGGAGCCUCCCCUUUUGCCAUACAUCAGUGCCAUCAGAGGGCCCCGGAUUGCAGGCACUGCUGCCUAUAGGACCAAAAAACCUCCGUCCCUGGUGGAAAACCUGAAAAACACGAGGAGAUAGCACUUCUCAUCAUCUGAGCAAGACAGAAGACACAACAGCCUCUGGAGAACCUUGUUGCUUAUUGAUAUUCAGGAGA